CGUGGCGAUCAGGGAGGGCACAAUAUUUACCAUGAACAGCUGGAUCUGCGGCCGUCGCGCGUGCACUGACAUCUCCGGUGUUCUGCGCGUUCGCUCCCUGAUUCCUUCACAGUGGAAGGGAGGUGAUUCUCCUCGCCGCCAUUUUUAGGGAACUGCCGACCGAGGACAGAAACUUUGCUAGCAACUGCCUACACGUUAGCCGCUAGCUGGCCGUGACGGUUGACGCUCGGCAGUCGCUAGCCGGGUCAGCUAGCCGAACGUUGAUAACGGGCGGUGCAAAUGUCCAAAGCAGACAACGAUACCGCUGCGCUCCGAGUCAGUGCGACCGUGUGUACUGGGUAGAACAAUUGUGCAGUCGGAUCGGCGAAAUAGCGGCGCUAACUUAGUGGUUAGCUAGCGAGUUCACGCUUUGAUUUUACCGAACUGCAUUGGCUCGUCUGUGAUUUAGCGUCAGCCACCUUGCCCCGCCGUGUUUACGGUGACUGGAUUAAUCCACAGUUUAUUGCCCCACUUCCCAACCUGAGUGGAUUCACGUCGACCAGGGCACAUGUGCAUGUUCCUUAGGCUCAUCCAUUACUGCAGAUGAAUCUUCAGCUGCUUUGGCGUAGCUCAGCACCCAGAUAGUCCCAUCCCCUUUGCGUGGGAGAUAAGGGACUACAUUAACCAGGAUGCCCUCCUCUGUAAGGGCAGGGAGCCUGAAGGACCCAGAGGUAGCUGAUCUCUUCUUCAAAGAAGAUCCGGAGAAGCUUUUCUCAGACCUUCGAGAGAUUGGCCAUGGCAGCUUUGGCGCGGUCUACUUUGCACGAGAUGUGCGCACAAAUGAGGUGGUGGCAAUUAAGAAGAUGUCGUACAGUGGCAAACAGUCUAAUGAGAAAUGGCAAGACAUAAUCAAAGAGGUGAAGUUUCUCCAGAGGAUUCGACACCCCAACAGUAUAGAAUACAAAGGUUGUUAUCUCCGUGAGCACACAGCAUGGCUGGUGAUGGAGUAUUGUCUUGGCUCAGCCUCGGAUCUACUAGAAGUUCAUAAAAAACCUCUGCAAGAAGUGGAGAUUGCUGCCAUUACUCAUGGUGCUCUGCAGGGACUGGCCUACCUUCAUUCCCACAAUAUGAUCCACAGGGAUGUAAAGGCAGGCAACAUCCUGCUGACUGAGCCUGGCCAGGUCAAACUUGCAGACUUUGGCUCUGCCUCCAUUGCCUCCCCUGCCAACUCCUUUGUGGGGACGCCAUAUUGGAUGGCUCCAGAGGUGAUUCUAGCUAUGGACGAAGGCCAGUAUGAUGGAAAGGUGGAUGUUUGGUCAUUAGGGAUCACUUGCAUAGAAUUAGCGGAGAGGAAGCCUCCUUUGUUUAACAUGAAUGCAAUGAGUGCCUUAUACCACAUAGCGCAGAAUGAGAGCCCCUCGCUUCAGUCCAGUGAAUGGUCAGACUACUUUAGAAACUUUAUUGAUUCUUGCCUUCAGAAGAUCCCCCAAGAUAGACCACACUCUGAUGACAUGCUGGGUCAUGCAUUUUUGCAGCGUGACCGUCCAGAAUCUGUGCUUAUGGAUCUUAUUCAAAGGACAAAGGAUGCAGUGCGAGAGCUCGACAACCUACAGUACCGCAAAAUGAAGAAGAUCCUCCUUCAGGAGGCCCACAAUGGACCCACAGCAGAAACUCAGGAUGGAGAGGAGGAGCUAGAGCCGGGUGGAGGUCGGACAGGAACUGUGAACAGUGUCGGCAGUAAUCAGUCUAUCCCCAGCAUGUCCAUCAGUGCCAGCUCCCAGAGCAGCUCUGUCAACAGCCUAAAUGAAGCCGCACAGGACAGCCGCAGUGAACUGGACCUGAUGGAGGGAGACCACACAGUCAUGUCCAACAGUUCUGUCAUACACCUCAAACCCGAAGAAGAAGAGAGCUUGUGUGCAGAGCAGGCAGCCAGUAGUCAACCCUCCGAACCACAGACGACUCCAGCUCAGGCCCCGAGGAAGCACUACCGCAACAGAGAGCACUUUGCUACUAUACGCACAGCCUCACUUGUGACCCGAGAGAUGCAGGAGCACGAACAGGACUCCGAGCUGCGGGAGCAAAUGUCGGGAUAUAAACGCAUGAGACGGCAACACCAGAAGCACUUGAUGGCCCUGGAAAACAAGCUGAAAGGGGAAAUGGAUGAGCACAGACUGAGGCUGGACAAAGAGCUGGAAAGCCAGAGAAACAACUUCACCCAAGAGAUGGAUAAGCUGCUCAAAAAACACCAGGGAGCUCUGGAGAAAGAUCUGAAAACGUUUGCGAACGAUGAGAAGAAGUUCCAGCAGCACAUCCAGGUGCAGCAGAAGAAGGAGCUUAGCAGCUUCCUUGAAUCACAGAAACGAGAGUAUAAAUUACGCAAGGAGCAGCUCAAAGAGGAACUGAGUGAGAACCAGUCAACCCCCAAGAAAGAGAAGCAGGAAUGGCUGUCGAAGCAGAAAGAGAACAUCCAGCACUUCCAGGCGGAGGAGGAGGCCAACCUGCUGAGAAGACAGAGGCAGUACCUGGAGCUGGAGUGUCGACGCUUCAAACGCAGGAUCCUCAUAGCGAGACACAAUGUGGAGCAGGACCUGGCCAGGGAGGAGCUGAACAAAAGGCAGACACAGAAGGACCUGGAGCACGCCAUGCUGCUCAGACAUCACGAGUCAAUGCAGGAGCUGGAGUUCAGGCACCUGGGGACGAUCCAGAAAGCACGGGCAGAGCUGAUCCGGACCCAGCACCAGACGGAGCUCACCAACCAGCUGGAAUACAACAAGAGGAGGGAGAGGGAGCUGAGGCGCAAGCACGUCAUGGAGGUCCGGCAGCAGCCCAAGAGUCUCAAGUCUAAGGAGCUCCAGAUUAAGAAGCAGUUCCAGGAGACUUGUAAAACUCAGACCAGGCAGUACAAGGCCCUCAGAAACCACCUGCUUGAGACCACACCGAAGUCUGACCACAAGGCUGUGCUCAAGAGGCUGAAGGAGGAGCAGACCAGAAAGCUGGCCAUCCUGGCUGAGCAGUACGACCAUUCCAUCAAUGAAAUGCUCUCCACACAGGCUCUGCGUUUGGAUGAAGCUCAGGAGGGGGAGUGUCAGGUUCUGAGGAUGCAGCUGCAGCAGGAGCUGGAGCUGCUCAAUGCGUACCAGAGCAAGAUCAAGAUGCAAACAGACGCUCAGCAUGAUAAGGAGAGGAGGGAGCUGGAGCAGAGAGUGUCACUGCGGAGGGCUCUGCUGGAGCAGAAGAUUGAGGAGGAAAUGCUUGCCCUGCAGAACGAGCGCCUGGAACGUAUUCGCUCGCUGCUGGAGCGCCAGGCCAGAGAGAUCGAGGCUUUUGACUCCGAAUCCAUGCGGCUGGGUUUUAGCAACAUGGUGCUCACUAACCUGGCCCCCGAUUCCCAGGGAGGCUGGGCAGGGGGCAGUGGAGGAGGCCAGGGGGCUCAGGGGGGAGUCACUGGGCCGCAGGAGGUGGAGGAGGCGGUCACCAUAGUCAUCAUCACCAGGGGGCAUCCAGCUCACAGCAGCCUUGGGGUCACCCCAUGCUGGCUGGGGGCCCACCACCCUGGAGUCUCCACCACCCUGGAGGAGGGAGCCAGAGGGGGAGUGGGGGAGGCGUGGGAGGGGUGAGGAACAGCCCACAGGCUAUGAGGAGGACGUCAUCAGGGGGGAGGAAUGAACAGGGCAUGAGCAGGAGCGCCAGCAUCACCUCUCAGAUCUCCAACGGAUCCCACCUGUCAUACACCUAGAACACACACACACACAUGCAGUAAUCGUCCUAAAUUCCUAAAUCGAGGUAACGCCACACAACCCAUGCAUGCACAACAUGCUGACACACACAGUUUACAUUUUACAUUAACCCCUCACCUCCGUUCUCUUACAUCAGUGUCCUGCUAGCAGAGCCCUGUGGAAACCCAGAUGUGUUGAGUUCCGAGUGGCUCAAGGCCGUUUACAGUCAGCAGUCGUUUCAGGGUUGUUUGCUAAGUUCGCUUUUGUUGCCGUUGACCCAAAUUAGCACGCAAAUAUUGGCGUUUAUUGUCAAGAAAGGUCUGUUUACAGAUUUGUAUAUAGGUUGAGAAAGUUUACCGUGUUCUGAUAUUGAGGAAAUUUAUAUUCACUGUACAGUUUUUUUUAUGAAUUCAAUAAUUGUCAAAAUGAUCCAAACUUCUCAACCGUGUGCCGAAAGAAGGUUUUGUGUGUUUAUUUCCAGUUGCAGGCGAACGAAAAGGUGAAACAAGUGACUCAAAAUAAAGUAUGUGGUUACGCAGAGACUCAGAGAAUGGACUGGACUAGAAAGACCGCGUGGGUUGUUGUGAGCGAGUACCAGCAGGGUUCUAAGAGAAGAGACUUGGCCUCCACCACACAAUGUAAAGCAGAAGAAGUGGUCUGAUGCAGUGAUUUCACACAGAGCCGUACAGUAACGGUGCACUGAAAGCAGCAACGAUGCCAAAGGUAAGAGUUCAGGGUCGGAUGCAUCAAAACUAUUUACGCCAAUAUGUUGUUCCGUAUCUUGAGAUUGUGCCAGACGCGCCGGUGAAAGUCGAGUUAACGGUUGGGAUCCGUCAGGUGUGAGCGGGAAGCGGUCGUUUGUGGUGCACGUUAAAGCUCGGACUGUCGGGUUUCCACAGGACUCUGCGCUUCGCUGACACCUGCCUGGUGGAUGGCCAGUGUGAGAGGCCGAGGCUGCACCUCACGACGGGGGUGGGGUUUUCGGUGCACCCAACCUCUACUUGAAUAGUCUCAAAGCCGGCGUUGACUCCUCGCCUGUUCUGUUACGUCCCAGCACUAAUUCGGCUCCGUCUCAGCGAUGCACUAUGCACAAAGUGACAAAGUGAACCACGCCUGCUGGCCUACCUCAAGUUGAGCUUCACCUCAGGGUGUCGUGACCAGAUGGUGACUUGCACUGCGGCACAGGCCUUCACCCACACUCAAUGUUAAUGUGAGAUUUACACACCUACGUUGACAUUCAGGCACGUACAUGCAGUAGUUACUGAUCUUUCUUCUCCAGUCGAACAGUAUGAGCGUUUGCACACUUGGCUGAUGAUACGGAUGCAUGUACUGGGUUAAUGUGAUGAAAGUGGGUUUAGGGCGUUUUUAAGAAAAUUGCACUCUAGAUAGUUGUUUGCUGAAUUGACUAAAUGAGCAAACACUCAGCAGCAAGCAUACUUUAGAUAAAUAGCACGGAGCCCUCUGGGUGCCACUGUCCAGCACAGUUGUCUAGAAUGUCUUUGUGCCGUUUUGGCUCAAAACAAACUGAAAAAAGAAGAACAAACACUGAGUGUGAGGAGGAGCUUCACUAGCCUGCCGGUUAGCGGGUGCUGAAUGUCUGUGGGUGGAUGGGUGGUGAUGCUGUGAGCUCCGCUGCCAUGCCCCUGCAACCUUCCCCAAUCUGACACCCCGCUCUUUCUCACCCCUGGUGACCCCCACGUCAUGUUCUUACCACCAAGCUCCCCGUUCGCUUCCAUCUUACCUCCUCAGCCUGGUGUGGUCUUCAGCCCCUCUCUAAUCUACCUGAAAAGAGCUCAACAAGUGAAACAUAAUAUAUAUGUAGUAUUAUAUAAAUCUAUCAAGAAGGAUUCUAGAGAUUAAAGGUGAAAGUCUUAUUGUGAAAUGUGUUAUGUGAUUUUCAGGAGUGAAAUGUACAGUAAACCUGUUAAUAUUGUAUAUUUUGAAUUUUAAAAUUUAAAUCUAAUUGACAACUUAACUUGUGAUGCGAACACGGUGAUGUGGUUUUAGACAAGUGGUGUUCAGAUGUUUUACAGCCGCUGGGUUCCCACUGUCUUGCAGCUGCGCGUUCUGAGACGUGUUACAGAUGUUCUGCUGUGAACAAUAACAACACAGCUCUAGGUCAGGUUGCCGUCGGUGGAGGGCAACCGCUUAAUGCUGAGUCAGAAGGAUUUUUGCACAUAAUUUCCAAACUCGUUAGAAGUAGCCUUUGCCUUAGCAUAGGCUCUUAUGGUUUUUAGUCACAUGCCUGAAGUUGAGGUUCUAAUAGUAAAAAAAAAAAUAUAUAUAUAGUAGAAAAACAAAGAAUUGUCUCUAAAGUUUGAAUUCUAAUAUAUUUGGCUGUUUAAAUCAUUUAGUGCACCACAACCAAAUUCUUGCACGAGACGGUAAAAGCUGUUUGAUAUGGUGUUGGGUUGAGGCGCUGUGGGAACCACGAGGUAUUUUUAAAUUGAUGAAGCAUCCUCCUCCUUUUUCUCAUUUAGCUAUAAAACAUUUUCACUUUGUUCUUAAACAUUUGCAUUGUUUUAAGUCCUGCCCUCUGGCUGAUCUCUAGCUCAAUUCUGACAACACAAUAAAUAUGAACGUGGUGGUCCCACUUCGCUCCUCAUUUUGCCCUUUUAACCAACAUCAGCCCUUUUCCAUUUCUGACAAAAACUAAGCUUAUUUUCCGCAGAGGGCCAAACGAGUAGGCAUUUUUUUAAAGACCUUCUCUUAUGUUUACUACAGUUUCCAGGUGUUUUUACGGCAGCCCGGGCAGAGUCUAGCUUUUAGACCUUGGUCACUCUGAACUGGAUCAGUUGCACUGAUUGCACAAGUGAUUGACCAGAUUAUAGAGUCUACUAUGAUCCCCCCUCAGUCUGCUGAGGGACGGCUGCCAUAGGUGGAGAGUAGGCGCGAGGCAGGGUUACUCUGUACAGUCUGUUUAUCAGUAUUCCUUUUAUCUCUUGUCAUUUGGUGGAUCAUGUUGUUUUAUUCUCCCUGGUCCAGAGACCUGUAUUAAAUUGUAUUAAUAUGUAUAGAUCGUGCAAGAAGUUGAAUGUCACAUAGCAGACGAGAAACGCUAUUCCUUAUAGAUGAUAAGUGAUUUAAAAUGUAUAAAAGACACUCGGAAACAAAGUUUAGGGGGUAAAUGUAAUAUUUUGUUUGUAAUUACUAUUUUUUGUUGGAAGAGGGCUACUGGAUUAAGAAUCAUCUGUAAUAAAGUAAUUUUAAUAUUUAA
Molecule: messenger RNA, 6912 nt
Organism: Betta splendens (Siamese fighting fish)
Lineage: Eukaryota; Metazoa; Chordata; Actinopteri; Anabantiformes; Osphronemidae
Gene: taok1b
Product: TAO kinase 1b
Biological process (GO): execution phase of apoptosis; protein phosphorylation
Molecular function (GO): protein kinase activity; ATP binding
Source: RefSeq, a predicted model, not a curated record